Colossoma macropomum (tambaqui) is the source of this 2535-nucleotide messenger RNA. RefSeq names its product transmembrane protein 161A (gene tmem161a). The record is from RefSeq and is a predicted model, not a curated record. The transcript is spliced from 12 exons. NCBI's taxonomy places the organism in Eukaryota, Metazoa, Chordata, Actinopteri, Characiformes, Serrasalmidae. Bases 134 to 1621 code for a protein of 495 amino acids.
CAAACAGAGGAGGCGCAGGUCACAGAUGUCAAUCAAAAAUACUCAUUCAGCUGUUCCAGUACGGGAGAGCCACGAGUGUAGCCCGCUGUUCUCUGUAUGGACCUCGCUCGCUGAGUAGAACCUGUACCCGAACAUGGCGCUGAUGGGAGUUCAGUUGGUGGUCAGCUUGCUGGCUGUCAGCAUAAUGCAGAAAAUGGCCCCUCAUUGCUCUUUUGCACGCUGGCUCCUGUGCAAUGGCAGUCUCUUCAGGUUCAAACAUCCUUCUGAGGGAGAGCUUUGUGCUCUGGCAGGCAAGCAGAUGCCCAACAAGACCAGCAGGAGAGACAGGAGGCAGAAUGGCCACGGGGAGCCCAAACCACUCACAGUUCCGAAGGACAUUGAUCUACAUCUGGAAAGCACCCCUGUGAAUGUUUUAGAUGCUUUGGUUCUGCGGUUCUUCGUGGAGUAUCAGUGGUUGGUCGACUUUGCUGUUUAUGCAACGGGCAUCUACCUCUUCACUGAGGGCUACUACUUUGUGGUGGAUGCCAGUAAAGAGGUCAACAUUGGGGCCAUCUGGUGUGUGUUAAUGGUAUUCUUCGGCCUGAGGACACUGCAUGUUCUGAUGAGCCACUACUUCCGCUCGGAUGAGGGCGGCGAGCGCUCCGUGUGCCUGGCAUUCGGGUUCCUCUCUCUGCUCGUAGCCAUGUUGGUUCUGGUGGUGAGGGAGGACUAUCUGGAGUUUGGCCUGGAGCCUGGUUUCACCAGUGUCUUUGACAACUUUGAAGCAUUUGCCAAACAACAAGGUCUUGAGUGGUCAGUUCCUUUCACCAAACUGGGAGUGAAGUUGGGCUUGGCCAUCCUUUGUGCCUUCCUUGGAGCUCUGCUUGCUUUCCCUGGUCUUCGCUUGGCCCAGACUCACUUAGAUGCUGUGCAGAUGAACGCCGAACGGCCGAUAAUUCAAAUCCUGCUACACGCCAGUUUCCUGUCUCCACUGAUUAUUCUUGUGUUGUGGGUGAAACCUCUUGCUCGUGAUUUCUUGGGAAACGCUCCAAUGGGAAAGACAUCAGUCACCUUGCUUACCAGCUCUGCCUUCGACUCUGUGCGCCUGUGGACAAUUGUGGUGCUGUGUGCGUUAAGGCUGCUGCUCACCCGCCACCACCUGCAGGCUUACCUCAACCUCGCCCCCAAGUGGGUGGAGCAGAUGAAGAAAGAGGCAGGACGUAUAGCUGCGAUUGACAUUCAAAGAAAGGUGACCCGUGUGUAUUGCUACCUGACUGUAGUGACUCUACAGUACCUCAUACCAAUUCUACUUGUGCUCUUUUCAACACUGGCCCUCAAGUCUUUAGGUGACUACUCGUGGGGGUUGGGUCCUGAGACUCCAGGUGUGACCCCUGCACCUGUCCUCCCCACCGCACCUCCGGCAUUGCCCAAGCUAGAGGACGAGGAUGAUCUAGAGGACAUGGAAGAGGACAUCCAAGCCACCGUAGCCCACCUGUCAGAGGCCUUCACUGCGCUCCGUGCCGUCCUCACGCCGAUCUUCUUCAGAGGGGUUUUUGCCUUCCUCACCUGGUGGGUGGCUGCCUGUCAGCUCAUCAGCAGCCUGUUCGGUAUCUACUUCCACCAGUACCUCAUGCAGAGCUGAGGAGUGUUUCUCUGAAGGCAUGGUGCACUGUGCCCAGCUCCUCGAGCUACCGACCACCCAACUGCACACACAGCUGUGCUGUGAGCUCCAACUUGCCCCCACAAAACAGGCUCUUUAAUGCCUGCUCACUGAGAGACUGACGGUUUGGAGACGUUGAUGUGUUUGGCCAAAAAUAAAUGGGUUGCUAAGGUUGGGAUACUUUGCUGCUACCAGUUUGUCAUCUUGAUUUGUAGCUUCCUUUUAUGAAACGGAUGAAUUGUCUGCUCUGUCUGUUUGUUGAACACGCAGCCUUGAAUAGAAAAACUGCAGGAAAACAUUGUUAUAAAAAUCCUUUUUUCAUCCUUUUUAUUUUAUUGAAUUGAAUCAUAUCCAUAAGUUUAUAACACUGAUUAAAUUAGUUAACUUAGAUUAAUUUACACCUUCAUUCAUUAUUUUGGUGGUGAUGUCUGCGUGAUGUAAUACUAAGUGCCUGGGAACUCAGGGAUGUGCAAUCAGAAACAGUAUUUGCUCUAAUGGCACAGAAUAACUGAUAAAUGGCUUACUUUUGAUACUGUAGCUGUCUACAGACUUAGAUCUUCAGUCACUCCCUGUUUUUCAACGUGAAGGCUUGAUGUAUUAAAGCUUUUUGUUCUUUUUUAUGCAGUGCUUUUCCCUGUCGGUUCUGCUGCCAAGCGACUGCAUACUUAUAAAACACCAUCAAGGCAUUAAGAAGUACUAGAUUUGUCCCUGAACAUUUGAGAUUUAAUUAUUUAUUUAUUUAUCCUGUGCCAUUGAAUGAUUACACUAAAUGAUUUGUUAAAUGUUACUGCAAGUGGUUUAUUUAGGGCAUUUUGCACUGUUUUUCAAAUGGCUGAACGGUGGAAUGCAUGGUGUGACAACUGUUUUAAAGAGAUUGUGUGUUUUAUUAAAAUCCA